Durusdinium trenchii is the source of this 1362-nucleotide messenger RNA. The record is from the annotation of a GenBank genome assembly. NCBI's taxonomy places the organism in Eukaryota, Dinophyceae, Suessiales, Symbiodiniaceae.
AUGAACGCAGGGCGGCAGGUGAGAAAUGUACACCAAGUUCGCUUAUGUGCAGGCGCCAGCAGCAGGAUCACCGGUACAAGGAUCACCAUGCAGCGUUCAGCAAGAUCAAGGAGGUGCUGUGCCCAAAUAUCUGUUGGAACGAAGAAACAGAAGAAAUAUAUUUUGGGAUGUGCAUGUGGCUGCUGCUGCUUGCUUCUUUCUCUCUCGCUGCUUCUGUUCAUGGUCGGCUGGGGCUUGGUGUCGAUGACAACCUGCAAUCAAGAGCAAGACCCAAACUGGACACCCGUGCAGUUCCCCAGAUACAACAGUUGUGGUGGCUGCAGAGGGGGCUACAAGACAGACGAGGAGCUGUCGGAGUGCGUGACACCUUGCUACAACUUGACUUUGGUGAAGAGCUGGGAGAGAUUCAAUGAAGAGAAUGGCUUCAAGCUCGUUUACUUUUUGUCUCGACCUGGUCCUGGUGACAAGCCACCAGUAAAUAUAAGUGCGUGGUGGCUACCUGCCCCAGUCAAAGGAGGUAAACUCGCACCACGUGUAGUGGUGAUGCAUGGUCUUGCCAGCAACAACAAUCACUGCGGCGUGCAGAUGACUUGCUUUCAUUUGCGGAGUUUGGGAUAUAGCUGCCUGACACCCUCCGCACGAGAUUUUGGCUUGUCUGGGGCCUCAACUCAUCCAGACAUUGUGACCUGGGGCUUUGACUACCAUUUGGACCUGCUGGGGGCCUGGGACUAUGCUGUUGAAGACCCCGAUGGUGUUCUUGGUGGCGCGCUGCCGGAUGAAAAGGUGGGGCUCAUGGGUUUCUCAAAGGGAGCCUAUGCGGCUGGGAUCGCCAUGGGUUUGGAGCCACGAAUCUCCUCCGCUUGGCUGGAUUCAGCGCCCCUCCAUGGAUUGCAUGGCAGCAUCAUCGGUACAAUACAGCCUUAUGUGGGUCGCUUUUUGGCGCCCAUUUUGGCCCUGCCAGUCUUUUGGGGCGCCCAGUUCUUCUCUGGAAACACAGUUGAUAGCUUCGAUCUGCUGAAGCUACUGAGCGAACAAUGCCCUCGACAACGGCGCUUGAUGCUAUCUCAGAGCAGCAUUGACAAUGUGGUGCCGAUCGAAGAGACUGAGUUUGGGGCGACCGUUUUGUCAGGGAUGCUGAAUUGCUACCUGGUCUUCGGCUACACACCGCCUGAGUACUGUAAUGGAGCCCGACAUCACCAGGAGAUGUGGGAAUUUCCCGACGACAUGCGACAGGAGCUGUGCCGCUUUUGGAGCCGUGCUUUCAAGGAGGAGGAGCGUUCGUGCCAUUUGACCUCUUUGCCAUCCUUUCAAAUCUGGUCACCUUACAAAGAUCUUCCUCCGGGAAGCCCUGAGUUGGUGUGA